UAUAUAAAAAAAUAAUCCCCUUUUAUAUCGUGGUUUUAUUUGUUCAGUUCAGUGGUUUAAAAAUAAACUUCAUUUCUUUAACAACAUUUGCGAAAGAAGCUUUCAACUUAUAUUAAUCAUUCUUGUUGGCCCCUGGUCAGAAUAUAUUAUUUAAUCUGUACAGUGAUAUUGAUGAUAUUAUUGACGCCAACAAGAGAGAUGGAAACUAGAUUUUUUUCAUUUUAUACAUUUCACCAUGAAUACACAACGCGAAAAAAAGUACCCGGAAAUUCCAACAUCUAAGGAGGGUACAUAAUCCGAAACUUUUCAGUCGGGUAAUCGAGGCUGGCCUUCGUUAUUGUAAUUUGUGUAUACUAUUCAUUGCCUCAAAAUCCUUUGGUAUCAUGUUUUGAUAUAUAUUUACAUAUGAUUGUCGCCAGCCCGUUGUAAAUGUACUGGAUUUUUAAUGUAAUGAUGGCACUAUACCUGUAAGUGCCAGACCUGUUUUAUUACGUCACAAUCAGGUGUUUCGGCUGUUCUAUUUACUGGAUGUACUUCUCAUUGUAAAAUAUGAGGAUUACUGUUAGAUAUCACCAAUACCUAAUUGCUAUAAUAAUUAAGUUCGAUAUUAUUAUUAUUAAGUUUGCCUUCUGAUGGAUUUCCUUGGGCUUACCGCAAGGUUAGAUUAUAAGCUUGACAUAAUUAAUAAUGUAUGUAGCACGUAAAAUUACACUGUCCUGCAGUUUAAGUUAUUUUCAUACGCAAAAAUAAAUAAAUAGAUAAAAAGGGUAUGGCGCGUGAUUUACGCGCGUUGUUAAUCAACAAUGUAUAUUGACGUCACGAGUGUGCUACAAAGUCCAAAGUAAUACGUGUGAUGGACCGCAUGCAAACCACACAAAAUUAUUUGACGAACGUCACAACAGUAGGAGAACGCUACUUAUAUGAAGUAUAUGAAAAAAUGUUGGUCAAGAUAUUAAAGUUCAAUUCAGUGCAAAUCUGACCCAAAUUAUAACUAUACUUUUCACAAUCCAUUUUUAUUCCAGUAUACUAAGUUCAUUAGGUUUAAUUUGCUCAUGCAUGCUCAAGGAUAAUGACGUUCUGCAUGACAUGCUAAUAAAACCGAAAAGAACAACGAACACACAGUCGGAAUGUCUCUGUCGUACUACCGGAUGGAUAGAAACGAUGUCACGACACGAUAAUAUGACGAACUCAUCCUGUUCUCAUGGUACAUAUACAUAUAUAUACGUAAAAUUAUCAACGCAAGCUCAUCAGAAAAAUCUCAUAGUGAACGCCGAAUAUAUUGUCCAUCUAAGGUCAGCAACGUCACUGCAGGGUAGCCAUGUCUUCCAAAUCACCAAAGAUUACACUGUAUACAGAGAGGGAUUUCCAGGGAUGUAGUACGGAUAUCUACGACCCCAAAUAUACUUUAUGCUUUUCAGGAUUCAAUAACCGUGUGUCGUCCCUGGAGGUCCAUAGUGGAUUAUGGGUUUUGUACCAGCAUUGCUUUCUAGGAGGUAAGAUAUACGUGGUAUGGGAGGGACAGCGGAUCAACCUACCUUGUGAUGUGGAUGACACGAUCAGCUCACUCAAACCCAUCGAGUUUGAUUUUGCAGUAAAACCUUCUAGUACUAUAUAUGAGCACAAAUGUUUUGCUGGCCGCAAAGAAUGCUUCGAAGGGGUCAAUCGAAUUUCAGACCUAGGCAUGUUGUGUUUUAAUGACAAAGUGUCAUCAGUGGAAGUUCAUAGCGGAGGAUGGAUAGGCUAUGAACACACAAACUUCAAGGGGAAGCAGUAUCUGUUUUUGUCAGGUUGUCACAAUGGAUCCGCAUCAGAGGGUUGCUUUAGUCACGAUGCCAUCUCUUCCUGGGCUCCGAUCGUUUUGGCUCCCCAUCCAUCUGCUAAUUAGAAUUCCAGUCCCAUGAGUUUUAAUAGUUUUCAUUUUUUGAUUCCAAAUAAUCACCACUGUAACACAAAUGAA
Ylistrum balloti is the source of this 1957-nucleotide messenger RNA. Its product is annotated as beta-crystallin A3-like. The record is from RefSeq and is a predicted model, not a curated record. Bases 1319 to 1885 code for a protein of 188 amino acids. NCBI's taxonomy places the organism in Eukaryota, Metazoa, Mollusca, Bivalvia, Pectinida, Pectinidae. The transcript has 5 exons.